AUGGCAGCCUCCGGCGCCCCCACGCUGCAGAAGCAGCUGUAUGAGCUGCUGAGCAAGGCCGAGGCAGAGGCCAGUGGCAGCGCUGGGCGGCCAGUGGCGGAUUUCUGCUGUUCUGGGCAGCUUGGGCGCCUGUCUGCAGGCCUGACGGUGGCCGGCCUGGGCGCCCUGAGGCUCCCCCUGGGCGACCAGCAGGCCGAGCAGCUCAAGCAGCUCUGCACCAUGGCUCCCUACGGGAAGGGGGAACACACGGUCGUGGACCCAGCAGUGCGCCACACCUGGCAGUGCGAGCCCGCGCAGUUCACAGUCAGCGAGCGGUGGCAGGAGGAGGUGGUGGCGGAGGCGGUGCGGCACACCAAGGCCACACUGGGCAUCAGCACCGACACAGAGGUGGAGGCUCAACUCUACAAGCUCCUGCUGUAUGAAGCUGGCAGCAAGUUUCUGCCGCACCGCGACACGGAGAAGGCAGAGGGGAUGUUUGGCACGCUGACCCUGAUGCUGCCCUCGCGGUACCAGGGCGGCGAGCUGGUGGUGCGCCACGCCGGCAAGGAGGUCUGCCUGGACCUGGCAGCCAGGAAUGCCGCCAGCUCCUGCUUUGCCGCCUUCUACGCCGACUGUGAGCACGAGAUCCUGCCGGUCACGGAGGGCCACAGGCUGGCCCUGGUCUGCAAUCUGGUCUACUCUGGGCAGGGGCCCCCGCCGCCACAGCUGCCGCCAGGCGACCCGUCGGUGGCGCGAGUGGCGGAGCUGGUGCGGCAUUGGGGAGCCAAUGCCAAGGGCCCCGCAAAGCUCUGCUUCAUGCUGGAGCACAGGUACAGCCAAGAGUCCUUAGAGAAGCGCGGCGUGGAUGCGCUGAAGGGCGCAGACCGCGCGGUCGCGCACCUGCUGCUGGCGGCAGGCCGGGCGGGCGGCGGCGCUGAGCUGGACGCCUCGCUGGCGCUCGUCACGCGCGUCACCACCCAGGGCGCCAUGGACGAGGAUGAUGCUAUGGAGGCAGAGGAGGAGGAGGUGGAGUUUGUGGAGCAAGUGCAGGACGUCAGGGCCUCCCAAUGGGCGGUCCUGGCGGGGCCGGCGCCGGCCUUCAGCAGCCUGUCGCUGAGCCCUGGGACGGAGCUGGUGCAUGGCGGCAGCUACUGGGCCAUGGCGCCAGACGAGGCCAGGGGGCAGUUUGCUGGCAACGAGGGCUCCUACAUGAAGAGGUGGUACCGCCGCGUAGGCAUCGUCUUCUGGCCCCGCUCCAAGCGCCUGCUCAAUACCGUCGCCGCCGAUUGCAGCUGCCAAGUGCUGCGCCUGCUUGCGAUGCUGAACCCUGAAGAGGGGCAGGGUGGCGGGGAGGUGACGCAGGACCAGCCUGCACAUCAGGCACUGGAUCACCUGCUCAAGUUGGCCCGCCAGGAGGAGGCUGAGCCGGGCGAGGCGGAGGAAUAUGAGGGCUACAGCAGCGGCGACUACGAGAUGGGGAUGCUUGUGGAGAGCGCGCAUCGGCGGCAGGAGGACAGGGAGGGCAGGAGGCACUGGGGCCCGGAGCCCGAGGCCACGCCCGCCGAGCUGGCAGCCGCCAUCGUCCACUACCUUUCAGGUGCUGGAGGAGGCGCAGCUGAUGCCAGAUGA
This is a messenger RNA of Chlorella variabilis, 1608 nucleotides long. RefSeq lists its product as hypothetical. The transcript has 12 exons. The coding region runs from base 1 to 1608 and encodes 535 amino acids. NCBI's taxonomy places the organism in Eukaryota, Viridiplantae, Chlorophyta, Trebouxiophyceae, Chlorellales, Chlorellaceae. The record is from RefSeq and is a predicted model, not a curated record.